Molecule: messenger RNA, 1566 nt
Organism: Xylaria bambusicola
Lineage: Eukaryota; Fungi; Ascomycota; Sordariomycetes; Xylariales; Xylariaceae
Product: glycoside hydrolase family 5 protein
Exons: 5
Coding region: 190-1422 (410 amino acids)
Biological process (GO): glucan catabolic process
Cellular component (GO): cell surface; extracellular region
Molecular function (GO): beta-glucosidase activity
Source: RefSeq, a predicted model, not a curated record
UUUAACACUCGAACUAAUGACGAUCCAUAGGAGCUGAACUUGUAAUCUGGAAAAUAACGGCCGGAAUGUAUCCGCGAUACCACGUGCAUCAUGGCGAUUGAGUUGUUAUUCUCUAACCAUCCUACCGAGUCUUGAGUCCAGGCCUUUAGUUUGGUCAUUACUACAGGUUAUCUUCUUCACAGCGGCAACAUGCUAUUCAGCCCACGGGUAGCCUUAUGGCUUUCAUUAGCCACCUCUUCCGCGGUCGCUGCGAUAUUGCCAGUUGCCGAGACGACGGCACCUUCCGUCAGUCGAAGAUGGCUAGUCGGUGACGACAAGGUUCGCGGAGUCAAUCUAGGCUCUCUAUUUAUCAUUGAGGAGUGGUUCGCCAAAGACGAAUGGGCCAGUAUGGGAUGUAAGGGUUUCUACGACGAAUGGUCCUGUGUGAAACACCUCGGCCAGGAAAAGGCAAAUGCUGCUUGGGAUAAGCACUGGAAGUCCUGGAUCACCCAAAGCGAUAUCACCCAGAUAGCCAGCUAUGGGCUGAACACAAUACGCAUACCCGUCGGCUUCUGGAUCAAGGAAGACCUGGUACAUGCCGAUGAAUGGUAUCCCAGAGGAGGGCUGAAGUAUCUCGAUCGUCUCGUAGGCUGGGCUAGCGAUGCAGGUCUAUACGUUAUCAUGGACUUGCACGGCGCUCCUGGAUCGCAGUCGCCAAACGAGGAAUUCACGGGACACGGCACUGCGAAUCCCGCCUUCUUCACAAAAGCAAACUACGAGCGCGCCAAUAAAUUCCUCGAGUGGAUGACGGAAAGAAUCCACACCAACAAGGCGUAUCGCACCGUCGGCAUGCUCGAAGUCAUCAAUGAGCCUAUCAAGCGACGCGUCAAUGCUACUGAUGCCGACGACAUGCUGAAGAACUUCUAUCCUGCUGCCUGGGACCGGAUCCGUGCUCGCGAGAGUAAAUUAGGCGUGGCGAAGAAAGAUGCGCUGCAUAUUCAAUACAUGGGAAGCAACUGGGGCUCUGGCCAUCCCGAGACAUAUCUAAAAGACACGACGGGUCUGUACUUCGACGACCACGUAUACUGGCGCUUCGACACGCGCUCGGGCGAGACCAAAGAGAGCUACAUCAACGCGACGUGCAGUCUCUACCGUCCCGAAGCAGACGUCAUCGUCGGCGAGUUUUCCGUCUCCGUCGCCAGUGCCCUGCAGAACGGCGACGAGUUCGGUAUCCAGGGACAUAAGGAGAAUAUACCCUUCUACACCGACUUCUUCGCUGCGCAGGUCUCGGUAUAUGAGAGGAGCGGCGGAUGGGUCUAUUGGAAUUGGAAGUGUAAUUGGAUUAACCAGUUUAACGAUUGGCGCUGGUGCUAUAAGACUGCUGUUGAGGCCGGGGCUAUUCCUAAGGAUGCGGCGAAGGCGGCGGCGAUGUCGCCUUGUUAGGGGGUGUGGGAUUGUACAUGUCUUUGUUAGAGUUUGAGCUUUUAAGACGGAUAAUUAUAAAUUCAGGGAAUAGUAUAGAGUCAUACCUUGCGAAAAACCUUGGAGUUGCUACUAAUAUUAGUCAUAUUCCGCUUCUAGCUAAUA